AUGGCCACAGCUCUGGAUGGCACCAAGGUUAAUGCCGCGAAGGCAUUUAAGAUCGCCGGCAUCCAACAUGGCUUCUUCGAGCUGCAGCCCAAGGAAGGCCUUGCAAUGAUGAACAACACGGCGGUGGGCUCAGGGCUUGCGUCCAUGGUGCUUUUCGAGGCUAACAUCUUUGGUCUCCUUGUCGAGGUCCUGUCAGCCGUCUUCUGUGAGGUCAUGAACGGCAACCCAGAGUACACAGACCGCUUGACCCACAAGAUGAAGCACCACCCCGGACAGAUCAAGGCCGCCGCCAUCAUGGAGCACAUUCUUGAAGGCAGCUCCUACAUGAUGCUCAGGAAGAAGCUCGACGAGCUUGAAACACUGAUGAAGCCCAAGCAAGAUAGGUAUGUACUCCGCACAUCACCGCAGUGGCUUGGUCCUCAGAUUGAGGUCAUUCGUGCUGCCACCAAGUCGAUUGAGCGGGAGAUCAACUCUGUCCACAACAACCCACUCAUCGAUGUCUCUCGUGGCAAGGCUAUCCAUGGUGGAAACUUCCAGGGCACACCCAUCAGUGUGUCCAUGGACAACACCGGGUUUUCCAUUGCCGCAAUAGGCAAGCUCAUGUUUGCCCAGUUCUCAGAGCUAGUGAACGACUUCUACAACAAUGGUUUGCCUUCCAACCUCUCCGGCGGGCGUAACCUAAGCUUGGACUAUGGCUUCAAGGGUGCCGAGAUUGCGAUGGCCUCAUACUGCUCCGAGCUCCAAUUCUUGGGAAACCCUGUGACCAACCAUGUCCAGAGCGCAAAGCAACACAACCAAGGUGUCAACUCUCUCGGUCUCAUCUCCUCCAGGAAGACUGCCGAGGCCAUUGAGAUAUUGAAGCUCAUGUCCUCGACAUUCUUGGUUGCAUUGUGUCAGGCUAUAGACCUCCGCCACCUCGAGGAGAAUGUCAAGAAUGUUGUCAAGAGUUGUGUGAAGAUGGUGGCUAGGAAGACACUGGUCACCAACAACAAUGGUCAUCUCCACAAUGCGUGCUUUUGCGAGAAGGACUUGCUGCUCACAGUCGAUCGUGAGGCGGUCUUCGCGUAUGCAGAUGACCCUUGCAGCGCCAACUACCCAUUAAUGCAGAAUAUGCGUGCAAACAUCGUCGAGAAUGCCUUGGCCAAUUGUGAGGCCGAGCGCGAUGUGGAGACAUCAGUGUUUGCUAAACUUGCCAUGUUCGAGCAAGAGCUCCGUAUAGUGCUGCCAAAGGAGGUUGAGGCUGCCCGGAGUGCCGUGGAGAACGGUAUUUACCCGCUCUACCGGUUCGUGCGCAAGGAGCUUGGAACGGAGUACUUAACCGGGGAGAAGACAAGGUCUUCUGGUCAAGAGGUGGACAAGGUGUUUGUUGCCAUGAACAAGGGCAAGCACAUCAACCCACUGCUGGAGUGUCUCAAGGAGUGGAACGGUGAGCCCCUUCCGAUCCGCUGA
Messenger RNA from Triticum turgidum subsp. durum (durum wheat), 1449 nucleotides. The record is from the annotation of a GenBank genome assembly. NCBI's taxonomy places the organism in Eukaryota, Viridiplantae, Streptophyta, Magnoliopsida, Poales, Poaceae.